AUGAGGCCUGUGGCACUGGGGUGCCCCGGCCCAACGCCCCAGGAGGACAAAAGGCCCGUCACAGUGAAGCUGGAAGACUCUGAGGAGGAGGGCGAAGCUGCUCCAUGGGACCCUGGCCCUGAGGCCGCCCGUCUGAGAUUCCGGCAUUUCCGCUACCAGGAGGCGGCGGGGCCCCACGAGGCCCUGGCCCGGCUGCGUGAGCUGUGCCGCCAGUGGCUGCGGCCCGAGGCGCGCUCCAAGGAGCAGAUGCUGGAGCUGCUGGUGCUGGAGCAGUUCCUGGGCGCCCUGCCCCCCGAGAUCCAGGCCUGCGUGUGGGGGCAGCAGCCCGGCAGCCCCGAGGAGGCCGUGGCCCUGGUCGAGGGGCUGUGCCCAGAGCAAGACGGCCCACGGAGAUGGGUUACAGUCCAGGUGCAAGGCCAGGAGGUGCUAUCAGAGAAGAUGGAGCCUUCCAGCUUCCAGCCUCAGUCUCCAGAGCCUGAGCGAGAGACGCCCCCUGGGGACAUGCAGGUGAAGGAGGAGCCUGAGGUCACAGAGGGCCCAGCUCUCCUGGAGUCUGAGCCCCCCGCUGCCCCCCAGAAGGCCAUGCCUGCCCUCCUGCCUCAGGAAGCCCAGGGCUGCGGGACAGCGUUGGACCAGGCCUCUCCCCAGAGGGAAGCUGGGCCUGAGGGGCCCUCAUGGAGGGAACACCCAGGGGCCCUGUGGCAGGAAGAAGCUGGGGGCAUCUUCUCCCGGGGGUUUGCUCUUCGAAUGGACACUGUCCCCACAGGCCCAGUCACCGUGAGCCCCCAUCUCCAUGUCCCCUGGGACCUCGGAGUGGCCGGUCUCACAGGCAGGAUCCACUCACCAUCCCGGGAAGGUGGCCUCGUACAUGCACUCGUGCUCCCCAGUGACCCAGGAGGUGAACAGGAGCCUGUGGGCCCCGUACUCCUGCCGCUCGCCACCCGAUGGCGGGCCCCUAGGGGCCGGGGCCGAGGGCGCCCCAGCACGGGCGCCGGCGCGGUGCGGGGCGGCCGCUGCGACGUGUGCAGCAAGGUGUUCAGCCAACGCAGCAACUUGCUGCGGCACCAGAAGAUCCACACCGGCGAGCGGCCGUUCGUGUGCGCCGAGUGCGGCCGCAGCUUCAGCCGCAGCUCACACCUGUUGCGCCACCAGCUCACGCACACCGAGGAGCGGCCGUUCGUGUGCGGUGACUGCGGCCAGGGCUUCGCGCGCAGCGCACGCCUGGAGGAGCACCGGCGCGUGCACACGGGCGAGCAGCCCUUCCGCUGCCCCGAGUGCGGCCAGAGCUUCCGGCAGCGCUCCAACCUGCUGCAGCACCAGCGCAUCCACGGCGACCCCCCGGGCCCGGGCGCCGCGCCCCCCGCGCCCCCCAGCGCGCCCGAGCCCCAGGGCCCCUUCCCCUGCAGCGAGUGCCGCGAGAGCUUCGCGCGGCGCGCCGUGCUGCUGGAGCACCAGGCGGUGCACACAGGCGACAAGUCCUUCGGCUGCGUGGAGUGUGGCGAGCGCUUUGGCCGCCGCUCGGUGCUGCUGCAACACCGGCGCGUGCACAGCGGGGAGCGGCCCUUCGCCUGCCCCGAGUGCGGCCAGAGCUUCCGGCAGCGCUCCAACCUCACACAGCACCGGCGCAUCCACACGGGCGAGCGGCCCUUCGCCUGCCCCGAGUGCGGCAAGGCCUUCCGCCAGCGGCCCACGCUCACGCAGCACCUGCGCGUGCACACGGGCGAGAAGCCCUUCGCCUGCCCCGAGUGCGGCCAGCGCUUCAGCCAGCGCCUCAAGCUCACGCGCCACCAGCGGGCGCACACGGGCGAGAAGCCCUACCACUGCGGCGAGUGUGGCCUGGGCUUCACGCAGGUCUCCCGGCUCACGGAGCACCAGCGCAUCCACACCGGCGAGCGGCCCUUCGCCUGCCCCGAGUGCGGCCAGAGCUUCCGGCAGCACGCCAACCUCACACAGCACCGGCGCAUCCACACUGGCGAGCGGCCCUACCCGUGCCCCGAGUGCGGCAAGGCCUUCCGUCAGCGGCCCACGCUCACGCAGCACCUGCGCACCCACCGGCGCGAGAAGCCCUUCGCCUGCCAGGACUGUGGCCGCCGCUUCCACCAGAGUACCAAGCUCAUCCAGCACCAGCGUGUCCACAGUGCAGAGUAA
Orycteropus afer afer is the source of this 2148-nucleotide messenger RNA. It is a transcript of the gene MZF1, whose product is annotated as myeloid zinc finger 1. Gene Ontology annotation, biological process: regulation of transcription by RNA polymerase II. The transcript is spliced from 5 exons. NCBI's taxonomy places the organism in Eukaryota, Metazoa, Chordata, Mammalia, Tubulidentata, Orycteropodidae. Gene Ontology annotation, molecular function: RNA polymerase II transcription regulatory region sequence-specific DNA binding; DNA-binding transcription factor activity, RNA polymerase II-specific. Bases 1 to 2148 code for a protein of 715 amino acids. Gene Ontology annotation, cellular component: nucleus. The record is from RefSeq and is a predicted model, not a curated record.